This is a messenger RNA of Guillardia theta CCMP2712, 789 nucleotides long. RefSeq names its product DnaJ, mitochondrial. Bases 1 to 789 code for a protein of 262 amino acids. Gene Ontology annotation, molecular function: ATPase activator activity; protein-folding chaperone binding. NCBI's taxonomy places the organism in Eukaryota, Cryptophyceae, Pyrenomonadales, Geminigeraceae. The record is from RefSeq and is a predicted model, not a curated record. The transcript has 4 exons. Gene Ontology annotation, biological process: [2Fe-2S] cluster assembly; protein complex oligomerization. Gene Ontology annotation, cellular component: mitochondrion.
AUGUGGCCCUUUGGGGCUGUGCGGGCAUGGAGCAUGGUUCAUGGUCGCUGCUUGUCUGCAGUGGCGCAGGAGAACCGGAAGGUUGUUGAAGAGCUGAAGGUAAAGAAGCAUGCGUCUCCGCAUUCGAACGAGACGAGCUGCGCGACGCCAUGUUCCACGGGAUGCCCUGUGGUCUUGGCCCAGGAGCUCAAUUGCUGGAACUGUGGGAUGUCGCGGAAUCAUGGUCGCUGUGCCGAGCAUAUGUUCUGCGGUUCCUGCGGAGCCAUGCAACCGCCGGCACCCGAUUGCAACUACUUCGAGCUGCUUGGGAUCGCAGAGGAAACAUUUGACAUCGACGUGCGGGUUCUCGAGCAGCAGUACAAGCAACUGAUGAUACAGCUUCAUCCCGAUAAGUACAUGCAGAAGAGCCUGAGAGAGCAGGAGUUGUCCGCGGCUCAAAGCUCGGUGGUGAACAUUGCCUACGGAACCUUGAGAUGUCCGCAUGCACGGGCUGUGUACAUGCUGAGGAGGUUGGGCCAUAACUUUGAUGAACACACGUCGGAGAGCAACCCGGAGUUCUUGAUGGAGGUGAUGGAAGUGUGCAGCGAGAUCGAUGAGAAUGCGAGGAACCAGGAGAAGCUGUGCAAGAUCAGAGACGGGUUCUACAAGCCCACCAUGGACACGUUAUGCCGUGAGGCGACGGCCGCGUUUGCUAAGAGAGACGUUGAAGCAGCUCUGGUCACCACCUCCAAGUUGCAGUACUUGAAGCGGAUGAAGCAGAUGCUGCAUCAUUCCAUCGAUGUAGAGUAG